UAUUUAAAAGUGUGAAGUUAUGGAGUGUGCACAAUGUAAAUAUCAUUGUGUGCAUGUGCAAGCUCUCUCGUGGUGCAUCUAUUUUAAGCGUCGACUUUUUUGUUUUCCCGAGGCGGGUUUCGGUGAAAGUUUCGCGGUACGGACCAUGCAUUUUCGAAUGAUGCUGUAUCUUAACUGUAGCGGUUGGUUACAACGUUUUUGUAUGUAUUUGUUUUUCUUAAUACCACUUUUUCAACGAUUUAAUGUAUGUAGAAAUUAUUCAUUAAUAAGAAGCGGGUGGCAAAUGGUUGGGAACUUGAUUCACUGAGACUGCGUGUACACAGUGCUGUUAUUGAGGACAUGUUAAAUAAAGAUUUAUAUUAUCUUUGAACAAGCCAGUACUCUGUUUUAAUGCUUGAUUAAUCCAAAGCAGAAUGCGCAACGUAACGUGACGCUGUGAUAUUAAUAUUAGUUUUUAAUUUACCGCCGUCUACGAUAAGUCUGAAGUCAGUAGCGCUCUGUUCGAGUGCGUUGAAUUUUGCGUAACGUCAGACUGAGAGGGGUGCACCAUAACCUCGUUUCUGCUGUCAAAUUUCGUUUCUACGUUCCAAAACAAACGUAUAUUUAUAUAAAUACUAUUAUUUAUACCCUGUCGUUAUUUGUACUAAAGUUACAUCUUUACAGCAUCUACAUUUUGUCAAAAUGACAACUAUUGAACUAUUAGAAAAUAGAAUAGCAGAGUUGGAGAGGAAUAUAUAUGGACUGAAAGAAUUAAAUGGAAGUAACAAUAUGCCUCUGGAAAAUCCUGUAAUUGAUAGCCUUUUACAUGCAAAUACAUUGAUCUCAUCUGCUAUGUCAGGACGUGAAAAGGCAAAUAUGGCAAUAAAGAGAUUGCCAGAGUUAAAUGGUUAUUUAGAUCCAGUGGUGGAAACCAUAGAUAUACCCAUAGAAGCCAAGUUGCAAUUAUUACUUACAAUGGAACCAGAAAUCAAACAAAAUUGUGAUAUGCUACGUCAAAUGCAAGAAUUGAUGCCUGUAUUAGAAACCGAUAGAAUAAAAGAUGUACCAGAAUUAUCCAUCAAGUUAAACAAAUUGAAUCUGUCAUAUUUAAAAAUAUACGAAGAGAGUCAAAACCUAAGCAGUCACAUAAAUGAACUUUUUGCCAAGUACAAUGACGUGAUAACUACAAUUUCCAAAUCACUGAUUUCCAUAGAUGUAGCAAUAACAGCGGCAGAAAUUGCAGCUAUGCCCAAGAAGCAAUUAGAUUGAAAUUAUAUUAUGUAAAUUAACUAAGAAAAAUUAAUUUAUGAUUUUAUCAAUAAAAUUAUACAAAGUAUUAUACAGAAAAUAAAAAGGCAUUGGAUUCAUUUAAAAUA
Messenger RNA from Nomia melanderi (Alkali bee), 1355 nucleotides. RefSeq names its product dynactin subunit 3. Lineage: Eukaryota; Metazoa; Arthropoda; Insecta; Hymenoptera; Halictidae. Gene Ontology annotation, cellular component: dynactin complex. Gene Ontology annotation, biological process: cytoskeleton-dependent cytokinesis. The record is from RefSeq and is a predicted model, not a curated record.